AUGAUUGCACGCCAACAGAUAAAAAGCACAACGAUAAAAUUUCUUUUAUUAGCUUUUCUUUCUCUUUCUUUCUUUCAUUCUUUCUCUUUCUUUCUUUCUCUUUCUUUCUUUCUUUCUUUCUCAUUCUUUUUUCUUUCUUUCUUUCUUUUUUAUUUUCAUUUCGUGCUUUUGCUUUCUUUAAUAUUUUCUUUCUUUUUUCUUUCUUCUGUGUUUCUUUUUUUCAUUCUUUAUCUGAUUGCGUUUGGAACUUUUCUUUCUCUUUUCUUUCUUUCUUUCUUUCUUUCUCUUUCUUUCUUUCUUUUUUAUUUUCAUUUCCUUUUCUUUCUCUUUCUUUCUUUCUCUUUCUUUCUUUCUUUCUCUUUCUUUCUUUCUGUCUUUGUUUCUGAAUUUCUUUCGAGUUUUUUCUUUCGUUCCUUCUUUUUCCUUUAUUUAUUUCGAUUCUUUCUUUUCUUUCUUUCUUUUCUUUCUUUCUUUUCUUUCUUUCUAUUUAUUUUUACUUCCUUUAAUAAUUUCUUUCUUUCUUCCUCUUCAUCGAUAUUUUCUUUCUUUUUCUCUUUCUCUCUAUUUCUUUUUUCUCUGUUUCAUAAUUUCUUUGGCAGUUUUUCUUUUCUUUCAACCAUUUUUAUUUCUUCUGUUUGUUGUAGAGUUCGUUUCUUUCUCUCUUUCUUUUUCUUUUUUAUUUUGUUUCUUUUCCUUUUUCUAACUCUCCUUAAUCAUUUGUCUUUCUCUCAUUUUUUCUUUUCUUUUUUUAUUUUAUCUUUACUGCCCAUCUCUUUAGUUCUGAGUCAUAUCCUUUCUUUUUUUUCCGUUUUUGUCGCUUUCUUGUUUAUCCACUCACGCUCCCUUCUUUACUUCUUUCUUCCUUUCUUUUUCUCUUUUGCUUACUUUUAUUGCAGCCUGUUUGUUCUUUCCAUCAUUUUAUAUCUUAAUUCUUUUGUAACUUUCUUUCUUUCUUUCUUUCUUUCUUUCUUUCUUUCUUUCUUUCUUUCUAUUCCCGCUUUCUUUAUAUCAAUAUCCUUUACCUCGUCCUUUCGUCCAUUUCAACAUAUUUCUUUUACUCUCAGGAAAUGCUUACUUAGUUUUUUACCUUCUUUUUCAGGCUUUCUAUUAUUUAUUUUCGUUUUUACCUUUCUUUCUUUCUUUCUUUCUUUCUUUCUUUCUUUCUUUCUUCCUUUCUUUCUUUUAGCUCACUAUCCUUUCUUUCUUUCUUUCUUUCUUUUACAAUUUCACUCGUUCAUUUUUUUAGUCCAGAAAUUUUUGCAUGUUCAUCAUUUUUUGUAUAUGAUGAUUGCACUGAAAUAG
This is a messenger RNA of Acanthosepion pharaonis, 1302 nucleotides long. The record is from the annotation of a GenBank genome assembly. NCBI's taxonomy places the organism in Eukaryota, Metazoa, Mollusca, Cephalopoda, Sepiida, Sepiidae.